Molecule: messenger RNA, 1281 nt
Organism: Orbicella faveolata
Lineage: Eukaryota; Metazoa; Cnidaria; Anthozoa; Scleractinia; Merulinidae
Source: RefSeq, a predicted model, not a curated record
AUGAUUCUCUUCUCAAAAACAAACACUAGUGGUUUAUAUGGGUUAUUUUCAUUCAAAGAUGAGAAAGCUUAUCAAGCAGCACUUAACACUCAUACAUUUUCUUUUUUUCACAAAGGAACAACUUUUCAGCUUCCAAACAAGGAAACAAUUAUUUCAAAGGUCUAUCUAGUCAGUGGUAUCUUUGACCUACCAGUUAAGAGCUUGGUAUUGGAAGAAAUCCAGUUCAAUGGGUUCUGUGGAUGUUCCUACUGUGUUGAAGCAGGAAAAUCAGUGAAAGCCAAAGAUGGUGGACGAGGUCAGGUGCAUGUGUACCCAUUUAAUGACGAGUCAGAAACAGGCCAUGCAGAACGACGUACCCACAAAGGAACCAUAGCCAAUGGAAUGAAGUCCCUGGAGGACCCUCUUGGAAAACCAGUUUUUGGAGUAAGAGGUGUGUGCCAAUUUGCCAAUCUUAAACACUGAUGUGGUUGAUGGUGUUGCAGUAGAUUACAUGCAUGGGAUUUUACUUGGAGUUAGCAAACAGCUCCUUAAACUAUGGCUGGACUCACAAUUCAGUGGUGAGGACUGGUACUGUGGAACUCUUGUUGCCUUAAUUGAUGAAAGGUUAAUGAGCAUUAAGCCACCAAAUGUCAUUACCAGAGUUCCAAGAUCCCUGGAACAUCACAGAAAAUACUGGAAAGGUAUUUAAAUUAAUAAUUGUGCUUCUUCAACAUAAUCAUACUUAUUUUGAUACAUCAGCAAUAGAUUGCUAUGGGUCAGAUGCCUAUUGUUGUAGGUUGGUGAAUCCAAAACAGGGCAAAGAAAUCUCUGGCAGAUUAUCCAGCAAUUGUUUGGCAAACUAGCGAGAACCUCAAUUGUGUUGUGAAAAGCAGCUGAACAUUAUUUUCUUGUGGUUGAGUUUGCCUAAAUUAUGGAUUUAGCUACAUAAAGUUUUAUUAUUAUCCAUGAUAACUAUUUUCAUCAUUUUAGGUAGUAUUUGAAUGGAAAUACCACAAUAUACAUAAAUUUUGAUCUGUCUUGUAUUUUGUCUUGCCAGCUUCAGAAUUCCAUUCUUGGCUGUUCCACUAUAGCCUUCCAUGUCUAAGAGGAAUCCUGCCAGAAAAAUACGUAAAUCACUAGUUACUUCUGGUAAAUGCAAUCUGGCUUUUAAACCAAGAGUCAAUCACAAAAGAAGACCUUGAUAAGUUAAUAAGGAUGGUUAAUUUUAAGCUUGGUAGUGAAAUGUGGAGGUGAAUUAAUCAACAUGACACGAGCGUGGGACAAAGAAAAAUUCUGAGUCCC